CCUGCCCGGGCGCCCCGCAAGGGCGAUGGCGGCCGCGGCGCUGCUGCUGCUCCUGCUGCUCCUGCUGCCGCCGCUGGCGGCGCUGCUGAGGCGAGGCGCGGGGCGCUGGGGGGCGCUGCACCUGCUGCACCCGCAGGGGGCGCUGCACCUAAGCCGCCUGGCGCGGCGGCGCGGGCCGCUGCUGCGCAUGCGCUUGGGGGGGCGCGACGUACUGGUGCUGAGUUCGGCGGGGAUCAUACGGGAGGCACUGGUCCGGCACUGUGGGGACUGGCUGGGGCGCCCCCCCAGUUACCUGGGGUCACUGGUGUCGCAUGGAGGCCAGGACCUGGCGUUGGGGGGCCCAUGCCCUGGCUGGCGGCAGCAGCGGGGAGCAGCCCGGGGGGCACUGGCACGGGCUGGGACACAGCUCGGGCCCCUCCUUUGGCUGCAGGGCCAGGAGUUGUGUGAGGAGCUGCGUUCCCAUGGGGGAGCCCCCCUGGACCCUUCUGAGGUGUUCACGUUCCACACUUGCAGCACCAUCGCACGCCUCCUCUUCGGGGACCUGGUGCCCCCCCCAGGGGAACUCCGGGCCUUCUCCUGCUGUCUGGGGGAGCUGCUGCAGGUUUGGGGGCGCAGCACUGUGCGGGCUCUUGAUCUGCUGCCCCCACUGCGGGCCCUACCCAACCCGGGGCUGCGGGAGCUGCUGCGGCUUGUCCAACACCGUGACGCCUUUGUGGAGGCCCAGAUCCGGCGGCACCAGGAGUGUCCCUCCCCCCCCUCAGACACAGUUUUGGGGGCACUGCUGGGGCGUGAUCCCGGAGUGCAGGGGGCUCCCCUGAGCCCCCUCCGGCUGCACAUGGCGCUGGUCGACCUGUUCAUCGGGGGCACCGAGACGACAGCGGCUGCACUGGGCUGGGCUGUGGCCUUCCUGCUGCACCGCCCUGAGCUGCAGGCGCGGCUGCGGGCGGAGCUCAGGGGGCUACAGGGUCCCCCCGGGCCAGGGGACACGGGACGCCUGCCCCUCCUUCAGGCCACCGUUAGUGAGACCCUGCGGCUGCGGCCUCCCGCACCCCUGGGGCUGCCUCACUGUGCCCUGCGCCACACCAGCCUCGGAGGGCUCCCCAUAGUGGCUGGCACCAUCCUGGUCCCCAACCUGCUGGCAGCCCAGCAGGACCCUGUCAUCUGGCAGCAGCCCGAGGCCUUCCUGCCUGAGCGGUUCCUGUCCCCGGGCGCUCCGUGGCGGUCGCUGCUGCCGUUUGGCUGCGGGGCACGAUCGUGCCCGGGAGAGGCGCUGGCGCGGGCCGAGCUCUUCGUGUUCCUGGGGCUGAUCCUGCGAGAGUUCCGGCUGGAGCCGGGCCCGGAGGGACUGCCGGGACUUGGGGUGUCACCAGGAACCGUGCUGCGCUGCCCCCCAUUUCAUCUGCGCAUGGUGCCUUGCCAGCCCCCGGGCUCACCAUAACCCUGGCCUGGCCCCUGCGUGACUUCCUGAACACUCUGUGACUCACCCAACCCUUUCUGACCCUUUCGGAACAUACCUGACCCGUAUGUGACACCGCCUGAACUGGCUGACCUCGGCCCCUUGACUGACCCCACCUGACCCCGGCCUGACCCUGAUCCCUCCUUGGCCUGGCUGUGAGCCUGGUCUGACCCCUGCCAGCCCUUGGCCUCACCUUGACACCAACCAUGACCCCGGCUGUGACUCUACCCAACCCCUUCUGACCCAGUCUGAACCCUGCGUGACCCCAUCCCUACCCACUUGACGGUUACUAAUUACACCUGACUCCACCUGAUCCCCCCGUCCCCUCCUGACCCCUGGGUCCCCCCUAUUCAACACCCCAGACGCUUGGGUCCCCCUCACCCGAUGCCAGGGUCACUGCAGUGGGAGGGGGUCACUGGCAGCAUUUACCUCCUUCCAAUAAAAGUUAUACUUUUGACCCCA
Messenger RNA from Pseudopipra pipra, 1918 nucleotides. Its product is annotated as steroid 21-hydroxylase. The coding region runs from base 26 to 1438 and encodes 470 amino acids. Gene Ontology annotation, molecular function: iron ion binding; heme binding; steroid 17-alpha-monooxygenase activity. Gene Ontology annotation, biological process: progesterone metabolic process; hormone biosynthetic process. The record is from RefSeq and is a predicted model, not a curated record. The transcript has 10 exons. NCBI's taxonomy places the organism in Eukaryota, Metazoa, Chordata, Aves, Passeriformes, Pipridae.